Olea europaea var. sylvestris is the source of this 1119-nucleotide messenger RNA. RefSeq names its product STOREKEEPER protein-like. The record is from RefSeq and is a predicted model, not a curated record. Gene Ontology annotation, biological process: regulation of DNA-templated transcription. The transcript is spliced from 2 exons. The coding region runs from base 1 to 1119 and encodes 372 amino acids. Lineage: Eukaryota; Viridiplantae; Streptophyta; Magnoliopsida; Lamiales; Oleaceae. Gene Ontology annotation, cellular component: nucleus.
AUGCAAAAAUCAACUGAGGUCGCCGCUCGAGCGGUAGGCCAGUGCAAAGCGAGGGAUGGAGGUUCUGCUAAAAAGGUGCCAUUUGCGCUCGAGCAAGAAGUCAGUGUCAGACUAGUGACAACAAGAAAUACGUUUAUUCUUGAAGAAGAAGACCAAACCUCAAAUGUUCAGAAAACCAAUCUGACCAGUAACCUGCCUUACCAAACUGAGCUGGAAAACACAAUCCAAAUUCCAAACAAUCCCAACGGUGACCAACCAAACACUAACACCAAAGAAAAGAAAAUCGAACCUGUUGAAAUAAAAAAUCAGAACCCCCGGUCACCUGAAGCAGUUGAAGAAGGAGAAGGAGAUGAAGAAGAAGAGCCAAAAACCCAAACCCCACAACCCAAAUCACUACCAAGAAACGAAGAGGAAAAUGGGUCGAAUUCUGAACCCGAUUCAGACUCCUCUCCUUCUCAAUUCAAACUGCAACAUAUCUCUAAGCAGCCAGCCACCUCUGCCAAACGUGCCCUACAAGGGGAUUGCAAUAAUGAAGAUUCUUCAAGAAGCGAGAAGAAGUUGAAAACUGUUGAGAAAAAGUCUGCUCCUACUUCUGUUUCUGCCACUUCUAGAGGUGUAGGAUUUAUUACGAGGCUGUGGACUGAGGAGGAUGAGAUUGCUCUUCUUAAAGGUAUGAUUAACUUCAAGAGCCAAAAGGGAGUGGACCCAUAUGCAGACAUGGGUGUUUUUUUUUAUUAUAUAAAGCAAAAAUUACAGGUGAUUUUCUUUAGGGCUCAAAUGAGUAGUAAGAUUAGUAGGAUGAAAAAGAGAUUCUUGAAUGCUCUGGAGAAAGGUGAGAAUGGUGAGGACCCUAUUUUUUCCAAGCCUCAUGAUUGUAAGGCCUUCGAUCUUUCUAAGAAACUCUGGGGUGCAGCGGUUGAAAAGAGUAAAGGCAGUAAUAUGAAUACAAAUAGGGUUGUUGAGAAUGUGAAGAAAGAUAAGGGAAAAUUAGAAAUAAGUAGCGAAGAUGAUAAGCAGCAGAACAGAACAUUCUCCUUAUUCUCAUCACCAAUAUCACCCUCAACUCUAUCACCAAGAACCACAGCAGCACUUACCAUAACAGUGAGCUCAGAAGUUUAA